Messenger RNA from Schistosoma intercalatum, 3992 nucleotides. NCBI's taxonomy places the organism in Eukaryota, Metazoa, Platyhelminthes, Trematoda, Strigeidida, Schistosomatidae. The record is from the annotation of a GenBank genome assembly.
UUUUAAAGUACCAAGGACAAUAACCUACGACCUUGCAACUAAUUUAACUACAUUAGAACGUUUAAGGGAUGCAUGUUGAGUUAAUGAACUUGGAGAAUGCUGGUCUCCAGGACCGUGUUAUAGAUUUGGAAAAGCGAAGUGCUGAACAAGCCAAUGAACUAGCUUGUCUAAGAAGCUCUUUGGCUGAUUGUCUACGUCGCUUAAAUCUUUUGGAAAGUGCUAGAGGUAUGAAAUUGCAUUCUUCUUCUCAAAGACCAGUUUUGCACAAUAAUGGCUCCAAUGUGACUAAAACUAAUUCACGUACUGACUCAUCCUAUUCAUCAAGACGACAUACAAGUUCUCGUAAUCCUACUUCUACUGGACAUCAAUCGAAAAAUUCACGUGAUAGUUCAUUAGUUGUUCCACAUUCUACAACAACGAGUACAACAGCAAGAACUCGUUUAAAAAGUCCUCAAAGUGUUCGAUUAAGUUCAUCAUCAACUACUUUAAAUAAUCAAGCGGUUGGUGUUAGCGGUGGAACAAAUCAAACAAGACGAAAUCGGAUUACUAGCGCUAGUUCAGAGGAUAGACAAUUUAAUAAUUUCAAUAAUAAUAAACAUGAAGGUGACAACAAAACUUUAUCUAUGUAUGAAUAUAAUGAUAUGAUAAUGUCACGACAAAGUGAACCCAUUACUUACCAACAAAAAUCAUCCACUUUAAAAUCGAAUACAUCUUCACGAUAUUAUGAAGCUUCUAAUGGACCAUCUGGUUAUACAGUAUUUUGGAGAUCAGCUUAUGAUGGUGAAUUAGAUGAUAUAUAUCGAAUGAAUCAUUGUCAAAGUCCUACAAGUCAACAACACCAACAACAUUCUGUAUCUAUGUCUUCAUCAUUUCGGAAAAAUCAUACAGUUGCUCCACCUCCACCACCACCACCACCUGCUCUCCCACCAUCAUCUUUAUGUAUACCGCCAAAUCUUGUUCGUCGUGGUCGUCCAUCCUCUGGACCAUCUUCUUCAAUAUAUUAUUGUGCUAAUGAUUCAGACGAUCGUUCUGUACAUUUAACAUCAACUGGUCGUUCUCUUCAUCCUACUGCUUGGAAACCUGGUGGAGUAGCAAUAUGUCCUACAAAUCGAGAAACAAUUCCAUCAGUGAAUAAACCAUCAUGUAUACCCAAAUUUCAUGAUGAUGACUCCAAGGAAACUACUUAUUUACCAGGUGAUGGAAUUCUACGAUUUUAUAUUCGUGGUCGUCCAGUCAAUGUUUAUAUGCCUACGCAAAUUAUGCAUAAUUAUGACUUGUCAAUUCCAUUGAAAGCACCGGAUACGACGUUGAAACUGGAAUGGAUUUAUGGUUAUCGUGGGCGAGACUGUCGAAAUAAUUUACAUUAUCUUCCAACUGGAGAGUUAAUUUAUUUUGUUGCAGCUGUUGUAGUAUUGUAUAAUAUUGAAGAGCAAUGUCAAAGACAUUAUUUGGAACAUACUGAUGAUGUAAAAUGCAUUGCUAUCCAUCCUGAUCGUAUUACUGUGGCUACUGGUCAGUCUGCAGGACAUGAUAAACAGUUUGGAAAACCACAUGUACGAAUUUGGAGUUCAGUCGAUUUGAAAACACUGAAAAUUAUUGGUUUAGGCGAAUUUGAACGUUCAGUUUGUUGUUUGUCUUUUUCAAAAACGGAUAGCGGAGUUAAAUUAUGUGCAGUUGACGAAGCUACAGAUCAUGUAAUUUCAAUAUGGGAUUGGCAGAAAAGUCGCAAAAUAACGGAGACUAAAUGUUCCACAGAACCAAUAACAGCUGUUGAAUUUCAUCCAUUAGAUGAUGCAACCCUUGUAACUGGUGGUAAAGGUCAUUUAGCAUUUUGGACAUUUGAUGGAUGUACACUAAGUAAAAAGAUGGGAAUAUUUGAAAAUGGUAAACAGCCAAUCGAUAAACCGAAAUUUAUACUUUGUUUAACAUUUGCUGAAAAUGGUGAUCUACUGACUGGUGAUUCUGCUGGGAAUAUUAUUGCAUGGAAACGAGGUACAAAUACAGUGAAUCAAAUAUGUCAAGGUGUACAUGAAGGCGGUAUAUUUUCAUUAUGUUUAACAAAUAAUGGACAUCUUAUAUCUGGUGGUGGGAAAGAUCGUCGUUUAGUAUUCUUUGAUGCAGCUCUUAAUCCAACUGGUCAUACUGAAGAAUUAACUGAAUUAUAUGGUGCUGUAAGAACUAUUACACAAGGUCCUGGAGAAUUGUUAAUUAUUGGCACAACAAAGAAUAUGAUACUACAGGCUGGUCCUGGUAUGGAAAUAAGUCCUUUAAUGUUUGGUCAUUCUGAAGAAUUUUGGAGUCUUGCUAAACAUCCACAAGCUCAUCAAUUUUUAACUGGUGGACGUGAUCAUUUAGUAAUUUUAUGGGAUUCAUUAUCAAAACAAGCUAUUUGGUCAAAAGAAUUCACUGAUGCUAUACAUUGUGCUGCAUUCUAUCCACUUCAAUCAGUUUCAAUAACAAAUGGGACUAUGAGUCCAGUUAAUAAUAAUGAUAAUAAUAAUAUUAAUGAUAAUAAUAUAAUUGAUGAAACAAAUAAUUUAGAUUUCAAUGUAUCAAUGAUGAAUUCACAUGAUUUAUUAGUAGUAUUAGGCACAAGUACAGGACGUUGGUUAGUAUUUAAUUGUUUAAAACAAGAAAUAAUUGCUGCACAUUCCGAUGGACUUGGUGAACAGAUCGAAUGUGUUGCAUAUUCACCUGACGGAAAUUACUUAGCUCUUGGUUCACGAGAUAAUGUUAUUUAUGUAUAUAAUGUGUUAGAACGUGGCUACAAAUAUAAUCGUGUUGGACGAUGCUGCGGUCAUAGUAGUUUUAUCCUGCAUAUUGAUUGGUCUGUAGAUGGGCGAUUUUUACGUUCUGUAUCAGGAGAUUAUGAAAUACUGUUCUGGACUGCAUUUGAUUGUAGACAAGUUGUCUCACCUAGUACACUACGUGAUUUAGAAUGGGCUAGUCAAACAUGUACACUUGGUUGGGAAGUAGCUGGAAUUUGGCCAUCUGAUUCAGAUGGUACUGAUGUUAAUGCUUGUGAUCACAGUCCAACUGCUGAUAUUUUAGCUACUGGAGAUGAUUAUGGAAAAGUUAAACUAUUCAAAUAUCCAACUAAUAAACCAAAGGCUGAAUUUCGUGCUUAUAAUGGUCAUUCAAGUCAUGUGACAAAUGUAACAUUUUUAUAUGAUGGAUCUAGAUUAAUAUCUAUUGGGGGCAAAGAUACAGCUGUAUUACAAUGGGAAGUAUGUAUUUAACACAUGAUAUUAUAUGAUAAAUACAUAUUCAUCAUUUAUUUAAUCAGUUUCUUCUUCUUCUUCUUCUUCUUCAGUAUUGUUCAUAGUUAUUAUUCUCAUUUUCUAUUCAUACUCUCACCAUAUCAUCCAUCUACAACUCAAUGAUACGUUUGAGAGCAAUAAAAAUAAAAAAGAGUCAUUCUAAUGCUGUCUGUAUGGUUUUCUGAUGCCUUCAAAUUUAAAUGUAUUUGUCAUAAUCAUUCAUUAUUCAUAAAGUAUGAUCAUGUCUGUGUGCAAUACAUUUACAAUUACCAGAAGAAUACCAUUUAGUAUAGUUAAUUUAUUGUUAUAGUCGAUAACCCCUCUUCUUAUUAAAAUUAUUAACAUGUUUGUUUUGCUAAUGUUACUAUUUCUCUCCACCCCAACCCCCGAAAAACGCUUGUUUUUUUCUUUUUUACAAAUAUACCAUAUUAUUAAAUUGUUUAUUUAUUUUUAAAAAAAUAAACUGCAUCGUUUCCUCGUGAUAAAACAGAGAAAUAUAUGCUACUACUGUUUACUCACCUACCCACCUACCUAUCUGUCUAUCUGCUUACUUACUUGUCUCUUUUCAUACUUAUCGAUGAUUUUUCUUCUUUGCUCAUUUUCUCUUUUUUGUUUUCUUUCUUAUUUUAUCAUCAUUUGUGACAUUUUAGUUUUGUUAAUUUGAGUAAAAAUAAUUGUCAAUUUUUUGUUUACAUGAAGCGAGUAUUAUUAUUAUUAUUAUUAUUAUUAUUA